ACUUGGCCCACGAUAAAGGAUAAGAAGUACAAUUCGAAAGAAACUCCUGAGUUGUUAAAAUCGGUUGUUUGUCGGUUUCUGAGCUUCGUUAUGAACCUCCUUCUUUUGGUGUAUUGAAUUUAUGAAAUUGAUUUUCGAAUGCUACCUCUUGGAUUGUUUUUGCAAGGCUGAGGUGCCACAAGCAGUGAACAAUGCUGGGAAUUUCGUAUGGAGAGCUGUUUCUGUUGAUUGGAGCUACUGCUGCUUUGAUCGGCCCAAAGGAUUUGCCAAGGAUUGCUAGAACGGCAGGGAGGCUAGCUGGCCGAGCUGUUGGAUACGUGCAGUUGGCUCGUGGCCAGUUCGACUCUGUUAUGGAGCAAACUCAAGCUCGCCAGGUUCAUAAGGAAUUGCAGGAUACAAUGGCCCAGCUAGAUGCCAUACGGCAUGAAAUUCGAAGCAUAUCAAUCAUAAAUCCUGGUCCUUUGACCCGGAGGCUUGUGGAUAAUAUUGACCUCAAAUCUACCUCAGAUGGCAAUAGUAAACCAGAAAGCACUAGUUGGGAGAAUAACUCAGCAUCCACUGUUUCCAAGGAUUCUGCUUCACUGCCUUCAGAUCCAUGCAAUAUGCAUAGUCAAACUACUAUUGGUCUUGCCAAUAGGAAACCAGAAAACAUUAGCGGAAAGAAUGACUUAGUACUCUCUGUUAUCAAGGAUUCUGCACUACCAUCCUCAGAUUCAUGCAAUAUGCAUUGUCAAGCAACUACCUAUGCCAGAUUGGCUGAGUCUCCUGCGAUAAAGAAUAACCUGUCAACUAGUAAUACUGAAGUGAGGAUUGACAACGAACUGCCCCUUGCUGUCAUUCCAAUAUCUGCCGAAGAUGCUGGACUGUCACCGAAUCGUGGGGCUGAUGUGACAGGAUCUGACAUAGUUUUGGAAGCAAUUCUAGAGGCUGAGGUAGCUCAUAAUGCAAAGGAAUUCUUUUCACAGCCCCGAAACCAAAUAUGAAAGGGGAAAGCGAGAUAUGGAAGAAGACUGCAUCACAAAGAGCCCUUGCAGUACAUGCAAGGGAUUUGCCUUUCCGGGCUAUAGUAACUAGUAGCAGAUGAUAAACCGUUAGCCAACAUGGAUAGUUGCUACUGUGAUUGUCAUUGGGGUAAAGCCUGGCCCAUUGUAUUUUUUUAAUUUAUUGGUCACAAGCCUAGCCCCAUUAACUCAGGCUGCUGUAUAGACGAAAGAAGCUUCUUUGUUAUUCGGGCUCAGCCUCAGUGUCUUCUUUCCAUUCGGAGUCUUGAGUCU
Molecule: messenger RNA, 1274 nt
Organism: Neltuma alba
Lineage: Eukaryota; Viridiplantae; Streptophyta; Magnoliopsida; Fabales; Fabaceae
Product: sec-independent protein translocase protein TatB
Exons: 9
Coding region: 192-983 (263 amino acids)
Source: RefSeq, a predicted model, not a curated record